AGUUCGUGUUGUUUGCGUCGGGACAGCGGACCAGCUCUUCAUCUUAUCCUCGGACCAAUUCUCUGCUGAGGUACAAGUGCACGCCUCCCCCGCAAAAAGGAUCGUCGGCCCCCCAACACCGAAGCCAUGUCCAUAAACCUCCUCACCCGCGCCGGUCUGCGUCCGCUGACGGCCAUUGCUCGCGCUGGAUCGCGCAAGUACCGUCCUGGACUCUCUGCGAGGAAUGUUGUGCCCGCCCGCCAGUUCUGGAAGAACUCCACCAGCCCCGCCCAGGAAGCAACAACACCUCAGGAACACCUCGUUCACGAUGCAUCUAACGCAGGCCAGUUCGAUGGCAAGUCGUCGAAGAACCUGGCUGUGAGCAUUGACGGCGAGCCCAAGAUCUUCGACAGCAUCUUCCUUAGAGACAGCUGCACGUGCCCCGAAUGCGUAGAUCCCUCCAACAAGCAGAAGCUCUUCCAGACGUGCGAUAUCCCAGAGAACAUCGAGGGUGUAUGCCAGACCAUUGUCGACAAAGAACAUGGCUGGAUGGUGGAGGUUGCCUGGCAGAGCGACGUUCCUGGAUAUUCUUCUGAGCACCGGACCAAGCAUUCCAUCAAUUGGCUGAAGCGGGCUCUUACUACGGAAGUGGAGCUUCGAGGAGGUGUGCGGAGCGAUGAGCGAGUCGUAUGGAAUAAAGAGAUCAUGACCAAGAACAAUAAAUGGCUGGACUAUGACGACUACAUGGCCAACGACCACACCUUAUUCGAGGCCCUCGUUCAUCUGAACAAGUAUGGACUACUGUUCUUCAAAGGGGUGCCAGACUCGGAGAAGUCGGUUGAGGAUAUUGCUGAGCGGAUUGGAACCCUGAAAGAUUCCUUCUAUGGCCGGACAUGGGAUGUGAAGUCCAUCCCUAAUGCUAAGAACAUUGCGUACACCAGUCAGUUCUUAGGUCUGCAUAUGGAUCUACUCUACACCGCGAAUCCACCGCACCUCCAGUUCCUGCACUCUCUUCGAGCACAAUCCCCAGGUGGCUCCUCUCUCUUCGCCGAUACUUUCUACGCUGCGGCUGAGAUCCACACCUCAUCCGCCUUCCACUUCCGCACCUUGUGCACCUUCCCAGUGACCUACCACUAUCACAACGACUCUCAGCACUACCACUACACCCGGCCUACUAUCGAGCUCUUCCCGUACCCGAAGUACUCGGAGCCCACCAACCUCGCCAUACGUCGCGUCAACUGGUCCCCUCCCUUCCAGGGCCCCUUUGAGGCCCGCAUCGGCGGCGAGAACCAGUCCGCACUAAGCAAUUACCUCUCGGCCAGCAAGGCGUUUGAGAAGGCACUGAGCAGCGAAGAAAACAUGCUCGAGUAUCGGCUAAAAGAGGGCGAAUGCGUCGUCUUCGACAACAGGCGUGUCGUCCAUGCUCGGCGUGCGUUUGAUGCCGAUGAAGGGGAGCGCUGGCUCAAGGGGGCAUAUGUGGACGACGACGUCUUCUUCAGUCGCUUGAGGGUGCUGCAGGAGAAAUUCGAGGGGAAGUGGGUGUCCGAUGGGGUUACGAGGGAGGCAGUGAAAUAGACUGCGAAGGGCUCAUGGACUAAGGGGAGCGGAAUGUGGAAAAGUUUUCGGGAGCAUGGGUUGCAUGGUAAGCUAGGCUAAGGAUGCAUUGCAUGGAGCGAUUGCUGGUAUGUGAUAUUAUAUUUAGGGGCAACGGUCCUUCUUAGCAUUUUGUAGUUUGAUGGUAUUUAGCGGUGGCAGUAUUUUGGCAGCCUUCUGAGGCAUUGAAGCUGGUCCUACGGGAUAGGCGAUAACUGUUCUGGAAAAUGUUCCUAGAUCUGAGUCUGGCAUAGGGAAGGCAUUUUGUCGAACUUUUUUUCAAAAGAAUGGAAUUCAAGGGUCAUAGGACCACAACUCGAGAUGAGUGCCUAAUUAAUCACUUUAAGUCCACG
Molecule: messenger RNA, 1925 nt
Organism: Mytilinidion resinicola
Lineage: Eukaryota; Fungi; Ascomycota; Dothideomycetes; Mytilinidiales; Mytilinidiaceae
Product: Clavaminate synthase-like protein
Exons: 2
Coding region: 127-1554 (475 amino acids)
Biological process (GO): carnitine biosynthetic process
Cellular component (GO): mitochondrion
Molecular function (GO): oxidoreductase activity
Source: RefSeq, a predicted model, not a curated record